AAUUUAUAAUUCAAAUAUAUCGUUCGUCAAGUUACAAUAAUUAAUAACAAUACUGUUAUAUCCUUAUAUUUUUCACAUGUAUCCGUAUCUGUUAGUAAUAAUGGAAACAAAGAACAGUGAACCCUCGAAGUUUGAAUUAAAGGAGAAUAUAACUUCUACAUUCGAACGAAAAUUCAAAGUCCAAGUAAACAUUAAAGAAUAAUUUAUAGUUAUAUAUAAUAAAAUUUUAACUGCUUGUGACGGGAAUUGCAACUGAGCAGUGUAUAUCAUCAUACAAUAAAAGCAUUCAAUUAUUAAACUUGUCUUUUAUUAACUACCAAUAUGAGGGCAUUUAAUUUAAAGUUUGAGUCAUCUCGUCAAAAGUUUGUGUGUGAACUUCAAGGGUCUGCAGUAUAAUGAAAUAAUGAAUUAGAACUUUACAACCAAGAAUUCUUUUUGCUCUUUUUCUGAUUUAUUUUUGAAUUAUUAUUAUUUUAAUGAAAGACAUUAUACUUCGUUAAAUGUACGAAUCAUUAUCUAUAACAGAUUUUAAUGAUUCGAGUACAUAUAAUAUUGAAACGUAUAAUAACUCUGAGACAAUUUAUCAUUCUUAUGAAAUAUAUAUAAAUAAAAAGUGAAUGUAUAAGUGAAAUUCGAUAUUUUCGCUUGAUAACUUAUUUGCGGACGUAGGUAUAUACCAGUGUAUACGUAAGUGGAUAACGGGAAGGGAUAGGCAAUUCAGAAUAUUAAAGUAUUAACGAAUAAAAAUGUCAUUAGAUAAGCUAAUAAAUCGUAACCAUCAGAUUGUCAUUACUCCGUGACGAACUCUCAUUUACGUAUAAGAGAAUUUUAGGACUAAAAUGCAUAUACCUAAAGCUACCUGUAAUUCCUAACCAGUAGUAUUUAUACGUGUUAUUAUGCUAAAUAAGUAUAACAUAUUCUUACUUAAUGCAUCAAUAUUUCCUUACUCUGUUUGAAAUAUUAUUUAUUCUCAAACCUUAACAGUUGUGUUAUUGCUAUUAGCAGUCGGUUUCAUCAAAUUUUUUGAAUAUAACACAGGUGAUUAUUGUGAAUAAUGAUUGUUGGGAGAACUUUACUGUCUACCCUUGCAAGGGUACCAUUAGUUUCUUAUGCACAAUCUCAGUUAUUAAGGCAGCAGCAAGAUGUGAAUUUAUUUUUGUUGGUGGGCAAAGUAUCCAAUUAUCAUACGAAUAAGAAUAUUGAAUAUAUUGUACAAAGUAAUCAAAUAAAAGGUCAUAAUAGAACAAUUGAACAGUCUGAUAAUGUGAAAAAUAGGCCAUUGUUAGUUUUACUUAGCUGGCUAUUAUCAAAACGUAAACAUGUUAUGAAAUACACGAAUUUGUACAAGGAACAAGGUUUUGAUAUUGUUGUAGUAUCAGUUACUCCUUGGCAACUAUUGUGGCCUUCAAAAGGAACUAGGUUAGUUGCUGCAGAUCUAUUAGACUUCCUAGCGAAACAUAAAAAUUAUGAACAAAUAUUCUUACAUGGGUUCUCAGUUGGUGCAUAUAUGUGGGGAGAAGUGUUAGAUAUAAUGCAAAGUAAUCCCCAAAAAUAUAAUAAUAUAAUUGACAGAAUUGUUGGUCAAGUAUGGGAUAGUGUAGCCGAUGUAACAGAAUUGUCAAUAGGUAUACCACGAGCAGUAUUCCCAAAAAAUUUGGUGUUACAAAAUAUGUUGCAAAAAUAUAUGGAGUAUCACUUAAAAACAUUUUACAAACAAUCUACGCAAUAUUAUGUACGCUCCAGUCAAUUAUUUCAUACAAAUUUGGUACGUACCCCUGCUUUAUUUCUCAUGAGUAAUACAGAUCCUGUUGGUUCAGUAACUAGUAACAUGAAAGUACGUGAUUCGUGGGAUAGUUUGGGUACAAAGACUUAUGUCAAAAUAUUUGAAAACUCUCCACAUGUUGGGCAUUAUCAAAAAUAUCCAAAAGAAUAUGUCGCCGAAUUAUACGCCUUUUUAUAUAAAUUAAAUUUAAUUCAAAAUGAAGAAAGAAUGAGAUCACAUUUUUGAAUGUGAUAUUUUAUGUAUAAUCAUUCAUAUUUCAAUAUAAUAUGUAUUACAUUUAUCAAAUAUGUAAUCCUUUGGUACAUAUUUAACUUUUAUAUAAAUUAAUUUUGAGGGAAACAAAUGCCAAAGUGAUCUAAUGUAUAAUUAAUUAAAAUUUUUUACUUAAUUGUUUUAGGCUGUGUAUACUUUAUUGGCUGUAACUGAAAUUAAUUUUGUGCAAUAAUUUAAAAUUUAGUAAUUCAAAAUUACGAUUAUUAAAUAAUCACACAAGUGUUCACUUAAAGAUAUAUGUAUGUUCUGUAGAGAGAUAAGGAGCUAAGCAGGGAACUGCACAGGGGCAAGGAGAAUAUACUCCUCACGCCUAUGCUGCCCAGAUUCCUUCCAUUUAACUUCUUCUUAUCUCUCUCCUAUAUAGUAGACAAGUAAUAAAAGAAAAAAAUGAGACAAUCUAUAUUCUGUAGGUACUUUAAACUUAUUUUUUGAAUUUAAUAUAGAAAACGGAAUAUAUAAUAAUCUAAUCAUCAACUGUACAGGAAACGAUAUAAAUACUCGCCUUUUAUAUGAUAAAUAUAUUAUGUCUGUGUACACUUUAUAAAAAUAAUAAAAAUUAAUUAUACUUUUACUUGUA
Megachile rotundata (alfalfa leafcutting bee) is the source of this 2633-nucleotide messenger RNA. Its product is annotated as transmembrane protein 53-like lethal (2) k09913. NCBI's taxonomy places the organism in Eukaryota, Metazoa, Arthropoda, Insecta, Hymenoptera, Megachilidae. The record is from RefSeq and is a predicted model, not a curated record. Gene Ontology annotation, molecular function: serine hydrolase activity.